AUGUGGGCUAAGUUCAGAGCUUCCAAGAUCAAGAAAGAUCAUAAAGUUUACUCGAAAUCAUCGGUUCGCGGCGACAGAGGGCUGAAUCUCAGCGAGGAAUACCACAGAACGCUGCGAACGCAAUCCUACGUGGCGUUCUUCAGCAAAGCUCAAAUCAUGGCCAACCAUCAUCACGAUCGAACCCCUGAAGAAGAAGAAGAAGAAGAUCCCAUCCUCCUCCUCCUCCUCGAGCCAGAGCAAACCUCCAUCCCUGCAAUCCUCGAAUCCGCCGCGGUCCUCUCGAAGCUCCCGGAACUCACCCCUUACUUCCGCGACUUCUUCGACUCAACCGCCGAGGCCUCGCGAAUCUGCAGCGGGCUGCUCGCCAGCGUAGCGCGAACACACGCCACCCGCCGGUUCGCCCACCACCUGUUCGACGAAAUUCCCCUGAGACCGGCGGAAACAGAGUCCCGCGCCGUCUGGGAGCUCACCGCGUACAUCGCGGAAGCGAACAAUCCGUUCUCUUGCCCCGACGGAGAUCUCGAUUUCGGGAGCAUCCGCGAGGGCUACGCCGCCGUACUGGAGAGGCUGAAAUCGAAGCGGAGGAAGGUGGCGAGGAAGAUUAAAUUGGUGGAGUGUGUGAACAGAGGUACGGGGAUUUCGAUCACGGCGGCUUGCGGCGUGCUGGCGGUGACGGCGGCGGUUCUGGCGGCGCAUACGCUGACUGCGUUCGUGAUGGGACCGCUGGCGGUGGCGGGCGGGUUUAAUCCGGUGAAGAAGUUGGUCAGCAGAGUUAUGAGGUUUAAGAUAAUGACGAGCGCCGAAUUCUUGAGAAAGCUGCGACGACAACUGGACAUGGCCGCAAAAGGAGUCUACAUACUGAACCGUGACAUGGACACGGUGAGCCGGCUGGUGGCCAGGCUUUACGACGAGGUGGAGCAUGGAAAGGAGAUGGCGAGGUUCUGGUUGGAGAAGGGCAAAAACCCGAGCGAUCGGACUCUGUUUUGUUCGCAAGUGGUGAACGAGAUGAAGAGGAGGGAUGUCAAGUUCAGGAAGCAGGUUGACGAACUGGAAGAGCUCAUGUGUCUGUGCCUUCUCACCAUUAACAGAGCUCGAGGCUUGGUUGUCGAGGAGCUUACGAGAUCUGCUGGAAGCUCUACUAUGUAGAAAAA
Molecule: messenger RNA, 1151 nt
Organism: Linum tenue
Lineage: Eukaryota; Viridiplantae; Streptophyta; Magnoliopsida; Malpighiales; Linaceae
Source: the annotation of a GenBank genome assembly